Molecule: messenger RNA, 1397 nt
Organism: Gadus macrocephalus (Pacific cod)
Lineage: Eukaryota; Metazoa; Chordata; Actinopteri; Gadiformes; Gadidae
Exons: 4
Coding region: 298-1335 (345 amino acids)
Source: RefSeq, a predicted model, not a curated record
CCGAGAAUAGUCGUCCUUAACUUCCUUAACUUUUCCCAUUCAUUCUCUAUGGUAGUUCUUAUCACUACGGAUGUAAUAUUUUUCUGGCCACAAGCGGGAUUUUGGUGGCGCUGUUUCCCCCCUCGGCAGAAGUAAGGAGAUGAUUUCUUUUCUGAGUGACAGACAGCAUCGAACGUUCUCGGGCGUUGAACGUUCUGGAAGAGUUGACAUUUAUUUUCAUCCGUGGACAAGUUUACUUUUCGCCAGGAGACACCAAGUUAACAACAACAAGUUAGCUUUUCAAUUUGAAAAGAAAUCAUGAAUCCCGUCAGCUUCUUCCCCGGAAAGAUGACGGUGACAUUUAGGAGGGGACCAUCGGGUCAUCUGCGGCAGGACCCAUCCUCUGAGGCCAUGAGGAUAAAACAUAAUCCUGGGCUUCAGGUCAAUAGUCCCGCUGAGAAACCUGAGCUAGUGAAGACCAGCGCUCGCACUGUGGUCAUCCAGCGAGGAGGGGAUGUGUCGGACCGACAGGAGGUGAUGGGAGAGUACCUGCUGCAGUUUGGCAAGUACCAGGGAAAAUCGUUCAAGUGGCUCCUCGAGAACGAUGUUGGCUACACCAUCUACCUGAUGAAAAAGGUAGACGAUGAGGAGAGAGCCGGGACCUUCAACCCACAGGGACACAGUAAGGACAGCCUGCUGUCUUUUCUGGACUAUGCCAGGAGCUUCCAGGAAAUACAGGACCUGAGGAACUACCUGAUCUCCAGGAACCCUGCUGAACCUGUGGCGUCAGAGGGGGACAAUAUUGUCGGCUUUGGUCGCAGGGCCAAAACCACCUGGAGGCAGAUCUGGGAGAGCAGGGCGGAUGGUUAUGCUGCCUACAUCUCACGCCAAAAGUGCAUCAAAAACAGCAAGAUGUACAACCUGCAGCAGUACAUCCUCAAGCAGGAAAGGGCUGAAUCCUGUCCAACACCUGCAGAAGGCUCCACUACAUCUACUGCCUCCAUCCCAACAUCAGGCACUCUAGAAGGCUCCACCACAUCUACUGCCUCCACCACAUCUACUGCCUCCACCCCAACAGCAGGCACUCUAGUGAUGGAGGAGGACGAGGAACUGGAGAGACAGAUGUUGAACCUGUCUCCAUCUUUAUUUGACACCGGAGUAAGCAGGUGGAUCAUCAAGGGUGAAACCGUAACUCUUCCGGUACUUGAUCAAAUGUCCCCUGUGCUUUCAGGCCCACCAGCAGCAGUCCAGGGAAGAGCAGCUGUGGAUCCAACGAAAGGUUUUUCUUCAUCAGUGCGGACGGAGGAUUCUGUUUACAACAGAAUUCACCUGUCGUUACUAUUUUUUGUCAACUAGUUUGUUAUUUUGGCCGUGUUCUGGUCUGUUCUGAUGUUUGUGUUCUCUUGCUCUCCAACUAA